GAACGACAGUGCUUAUCAACGAUCUUCCUUCUUAUUUCUGUUCUAAACUCAAACAAGAUUUUAAUUUUGUUCUUAACAAAAGUCACAAUAACAAAUAGCUAAAUAAAACAAUAUAUUAUCAUUAUAAUUUUUAACGAAUCCUAACAAUAACAAUAAUUGAGUGUUUUUAAGAGUUAUAAAUGGCAGCAAGUAAGUCGCUGAUUUUGAGUGGUUUCAAGGAAGAUUGUGAACGCCUGAUCUCUCGUUUCGAACAGGAGAAUGAUAUCAGAUUUCAAACGUUUUGCGAAAUUUGGAAAGAGAUGAAAUUUUCACUGGUGUUUACUGGACACCCUGCAUAUAUAGAAUUAUUACAAUUUUGUGAAGAAGCUCUAAAUACGUGCAAAAAGUUUCUUCUUUUGCCUCCACGUUUUAAAGAACGCAUUGGAGGAUUGUAUCUUUUAUAUGGAAUAUAUUAUAAAAUGCCAAUAAACCAAUUUAAAAUUAGAGUUAAACUAGAUGAUUGGCGAAGUAUUAUGGAAUUGCAUGCAGAAAUAAAAGAAGCCGAACACUUGGAUGCCAAUUAUGUGUUAUGUAAACUAAUAGCAGACAAUGCAUUUCAUUUUUGUAUUUUUGAUAAGGAGUUUGGGCUGGAAAAACAUUAUCGUACAAAAGAUGCACAAUCCUUCAAUCCAUAUUCAAUAUUACCAACACUAAAGGACUUGACAGACAAACACCCAAUGCUAUCGCAAAUUGACGAAUUAAGUAAAGUUUAUGAAGAAAAAAAACAAGCAUUGAUAUCAAAAAAUAAUUCAACAGCUAGUUUAAAUUUAUUUAAAGCAGGUAUUGCUGAAGAAAUUAUUAAUGAUAUUCGAAACUUUGAAGAACAAAGAAAAAAUCAACAGAUGAGAAAUAUGUAUGGUCCUGAAAGGUCUUGUAGUGCUUCAACUUCAAAAGAAGGACAUAAAAAAUCAUCUCAGACGAAAGGUACUUACAGAAGGAAAGGACGGUCGCUAAUUGAUGAUGGUUUCCAAUCGGAUUCAAAUGAAUCUGAAGUAGAAAUAUUAGAACUUGAAGAUUAUGACUCUGAUUUAGAUUCUGACUAAAAGAAAAAAAGAAGUAUACAUCUUUUAUCUAUGCCACUAACUUGUUAUUGCCGUGGGCGUCGUGGGCUAAGAUUUCAACUCGUGAUCCAUACUGAUAUAUUCUUCCAUUAGGAUGUAGUAAUGCUGCAGCUGCUCCAGAACCGCUUAACGAUAGCACGAUGUUAUUCU
Colletes gigas is the source of this 1250-nucleotide messenger RNA. RefSeq names its product snRNA-activating protein complex subunit 1 (gene Pbp45). Gene Ontology annotation, molecular function: sequence-specific DNA binding. The coding region runs from base 180 to 1082 and encodes 300 amino acids. The record is from RefSeq and is a predicted model, not a curated record. Gene Ontology annotation, cellular component: snRNA-activating protein complex. NCBI's taxonomy places the organism in Eukaryota, Metazoa, Arthropoda, Insecta, Hymenoptera, Colletidae. The transcript is spliced from 5 exons. Gene Ontology annotation, biological process: snRNA transcription by RNA polymerase II; snRNA transcription by RNA polymerase III.